CAAAAUUAUCUUACAGGAAACAUACCUUCAUGGAUUGGAGAUAGAUUAUUGUCCCUAAAAAUCUUACGCUUACGGUCGAACAAAUUUUAUGGUUCCAUUCCCUCACAGCUAUCCAAACUAAAAGGACUUCAAAUCCUGGAUAUUGCAGAUAAUUUUCUUUCAGGGCCAAUACCAAAAUCUUUUAAGCUUCUCAAUUCAAUGACCAUACAAAAUAAGAGGCUCCAACCUCUUAUUCCCAGUGACAAUGUUUUUUUUCAAAAAAGAGUGCAAGGAAGUCAUGUAAUUAUUAGCAGCGAUUCUAAUAUAUAUUGGUCUGAUGCAUUAAUGAUUAAUAUAAAAGGAAUAGAUCGUGAAUUCACAGACAUACUCUCUCUAGUGAAUAUUAUAGAUCUUUCUUGUAAUAAUCUCACUGGAGAUGUUCCUAUUGAAUUAAUGAGCUUGGUUGGAUUGAUAAGCUUAAAUUUAUCCAGAAAUGAACUCAAGGGACGGAUCCCAAUCAAUAUUUGUGAUAUGCAAAGCUUAGAAAGUUUGGAUCUCUCGAAGAACCAUUUCUCAGGAGAAAUUCCAGAGAGCAUUGCGAAGCUAAGUAAAUUGAACUAUCUGAACUUAUCUUACAAUCAAUUGUCAGGUAGAAUCCCGAGAGGGACCCAACUUGACACCUUUAAAGAAUUAAGUUAUUAUGGAAAUUCUGAACUUUGUGGAAUGCCACUUUCGAAGACUUGUGAAGAUGAUGACCCUAAUAGUCACACUAGAGAAAACAAUUUCAAUGAUGAUGACGCUGAGGACGAUAAUUUUGGUUUGUUCCUUAGUAUAGGUCUUGGUUUUGCUGUUGGACUAUGGGGUGUACUCGGAACCUUAUUGCUCAAGAUGUCAUGGGCAAUCACUUACUUUCAGUGGUAUGAUAAUCUGACAAACAAUAUUUAUGUAUAUGUAGUUGUAAGAAUAAAUCGAUGGUUUAAUAAUUAA
This is a messenger RNA of Phalaenopsis equestris, 966 nucleotides long. Its product is annotated as receptor-like protein 2. Gene Ontology annotation, molecular function: protein binding. Lineage: Eukaryota; Viridiplantae; Streptophyta; Magnoliopsida; Asparagales; Orchidaceae. The annotation marks the transcript as partial. The record is from RefSeq and is a predicted model, not a curated record. The transcript has a single exon.